CCCGCGCUGAUAGGCUGGAGCGACUCAGCUGGGCGCCGGGGCCGGAAGGGAGGCGGCCGCCGCACCAUUCUUAAAGGGGCCGAGGAGGAGGCGAAGGGCUGCAGACGGCCGGAAGGAAAAUGAGUGAAUCUUUGGUGGUUUGUGAUGUUGCUGAAGACUUAGUGGAAAAGCUGAGAAAGUUUCGUUUUCGCAAAGAAACGAACAAUGCUGCCAUUAUAAUGAAGAUUGACAAAGACAAACGCCUGGUGGUUCUGGAUGAGGAACUUGAGGGCAUUUCACCGGAUGAACUUAAAGACGAGUUACCUGAACGACAACCUCGAACCUUCAUUGUGUAUAGUUAUAAAUAUCAACAUGAUGAUGGAAGAGUUUCAUACCCUCUGUGCUUUAUUUUCUCCAGUCCUGUUGGAUGUAAGCCUGAACAACAGAUGAUGUAUGCUGGAAGUAAGAACAAGUUAGUCCAAACAGCUGAAUUAACCAAGGUAUUUGAAAUAAGAAAUACUGAAGACCUAACUGAAGAGUGGUUACGUGAGAAGCUUGGGUUUUUCCACUAAUGUGAACUUCUGUGUUUCUAAAGUAUUUAUGUAUUAACCUGACCAUACUGGAACCAGACAUAAAUACUUAUUUAUGCCUAAAAAUGCACUGUUACUUACAGUUUAUUUCCCGCAGUAAAGAAAAAUUCAUUUGUGCAAAGUUUGAACAAAGAGGAAAUCAUCUUCAUAGUAAUGAAACUUUGUAAAGUGUUUCCUUAUAUUUGUAAUUGUUAGGUGGACCCCUUUUCUCCAGGGACUUUUUGCACUCUUGUGACUAAUUUGUAUUACUAUGGUUCAGAAUUUGUUACUAUUUACAGACACCAUUGGAAAGUGGGUAUUAGCUUGUGAUAGACAACUGUUGCCUCCUUUUGACAAAUACUGGAUAUUAGCAGUUUAUAUAUGAAAGUAGCAUAUUAUCACUUGUCAAAUUGUUGACAUUAAUUUGGAGUUAAAGACUUGAUUACCCAAUUUUGAGCCAUGAGUAGUAACUAAUUUAGUGUAACCUGCAUUCUAAGUACAUUUUUCAUCAAUUUCAUACCUCUUUUGAUUUCCUGUAUCUUUUGAAUCAAGUCUAGAAACAUGUUAAGGUCUGAGAGUUAGAUUUUAUGAUAGAAUUAUGGCUAUUAGCUUUUCUUCUUAUGGAAAAUAGCAUCUUAGUCUUAGAAAUUGGUGGGUUGUAAUAACCAAGGGCUUCCUUCCUGUUUAUGUCAUUUCUAGAUAGUUUUUUAUCUAGGUUAAUAACACUUUAUAAAGCACCUCCUAAUGUCUUGUGAGCACUAAUUAUUUUAAGUGUGUUAGUACAGUGCCUUUGAUUUGUUAGUUUUAUAGUUUAAGAUUUUUACACUCCCAGUAAUCUAGAUUUGGUGAAAUUAACACUUUUUUUAAAGGGUCCAAGUAAAGCAGUUUUCUAAUGUACGUGUAUCUGAAAUUUGUAAUAAAAUCAGCCUCUUAUUUUUAAAAUUCCAACUAUCCACUUGGAAUUGGUGAGUAUAUGGCAGUUGAGAAUGAAAAUUUGGGGUAUAUUUCUGAUUAGUUUUGUGCCAUAUAUAAAAAUUACUUGUCUUAAAAAACUUUGACCAGAGUUGAUAACACAUCAGUAGAAAUCACAUCUUUUAUCCUAAAUGGCAGAACAUACUCUAAACUGGACAUGUGAAUGAUUGACUAAGCUAGUCAUGUUAGAUGACGGCACCCUUGCCAUAAAUUGAGAAUACUAAUAUAUAGCAUAACUUAAGAUUCAGAAGUACCAGAGGCUAACUAAUUGGAUGAGUGAAUUCUUAUAUUAAGAAUAUUGUAAUCAUUUCAAAACUAGCGAAGGCAUUAUUUUUAUGUUGGCAUAUUUUCCAUUCCUAGGUCCUUUGCAUUUCAUUUCUGAGGGUUCUGUGCCAACAUUAGUAAAGAAAUAAAAAUGGAAUUUUCAGAACAUUGAAUCGAGCGUCUUGUGUUCCCAGCACCAUUUGGCUUCACUAACCAAGAAGUCUGAACAAUUACAAGUUGGAGAUGAGGAAUUGGUAGAGUAGGUGUUUGUUUUGUCUAAUGAAUGGAGAAGUCCUGUAUUUCAAUUUCCAGAGAGAAAAAUUGGUCCAGGAAGUUUAAGAAUGUCUUAAAUAGGUAUUUUGAUAUUGGAGAAUAACUUGCUCAUAAUUCUGCAGAAAUACACAUGAAAUCCAAGUGGAGAGUAGUUUUUGAGUGAAGGAAAUGAGAGUUUGUUUUACCUAGUUUUCAUCGGUAAGAGAAACUGGUGCUGCAAGAGUGUAUUUUUUAAAAAUUUCUUAUUUUAUUUUCCAACUUCAGAUUUGUUCUUGUUUUUUUUUUAACUUGGGAAGUCCUCCAUAAUGUCAGAUAAUACUGACCUGCCAACACAGAACUCUUAGUUCCCUUAUUCUCUAGCAGGAGCAAAGAGCUAUGAAAAAACUGUUCUUUUUUGAGCUUGUUUGGCUCCUUUGUCAGUAACACGUAUUUUGCAAGACAACAGAUUGUUCUCUUAGGGGAUCAGUAGAACGUGUUUUUCAUUCUGCAUGUCCUAUGGGAAGAUCAAAUCCCAUGUCCUAAAAUGUUUCUCAAAUAUUUACAUAAACUUUGCUUUAAAUAAAUUUCUUAUUGUUCUUUUAAUGUAUAUUUCCUACUUAGUCUGUUUUUCUGCCUUCCACAAAUAGUAACUACAAAUUUCAUAAUUCCAGUUUUUACAUUCCGUAUCUUUCUGGUGUAACCAUUCCCAUUCAGCCUUAAAUCUUAUUAAUCUUUCUUUUUUGGCAGCAACUUUUUCCCUGGAACCUUCCACAUGGUAUUCUAAGUCAGCAUUAGUUUUGAAAUUAUUGGUCUGGUCUGGAGUAAGUUCUGCAUAGCAUCUAAUGUCAAAAGAGAACCAACUAGCAAUCGAAGUAUGAAUUUAGUAUGGUUUUUGUGGCAACAUAAGUGACAUAUGAAGAAAACUGUCCUCAGGUUACUACGCUGGAAUUCCAAAAUGUCUGAGUUUUGAAUAAUAGUCACUUUUUCUGGUAUUGAAGCAAUUAUGUUAGGAAAAAAGUUGAUUGUUUUUGUUUAACUGAUUUCUGAAAUAAAUGUUUGAAAUGUCUAUUUCUAAACAGUUUACUAAAUGCCUAGUGAAGUUAAACAUACUCUUGUUUUAAGAGGGUGUUGCUAAAUUUUUUAUUGUCAUUACUGAAUAAUCCAUGUGGCAAAAUGUCUGUCAGUGCUUUCCUCCCUUUUUUAUCUCCUAUUUUCAGGAGUCAGUUGUAGCCAUAAACUGUAUUCUGGUCUGACACUUUAACUACACAUUUCUGGUUAAGGGAGUUAAUUGCCUAAUUCACUUUGGGGACCCUCCUCCCACCCAAAUAUGUAGAUGCUAAGGAAGGUGUACUUAAAAAAUUGUUUGGACUACUUUUAAAACUCAAUGUCAUUAAUCCAUGUGUGGACUAGUGAUGAACAGAUAUUUUCAUAAAAGUUUAAAUGCUGAUAUUUGGUGGAAGUAGAGAGUAACUCGGAUUCUGUCAGUUCAAGUAUUUUUAGUGUGGUUGGAUGCCCUCUUUGUUCAGUGGACUGAUAAUACUGGAAUCUAUAAAGUUUGAGCCUUUACAACUUAACGUGAAGAAGUGUUUCAAACAUUUCUGGACAAAUCCUAUUUUCUUGGAAGAAUGUAAAUAAUCUUCUAGGCCACUUAAAACCAAUGAUCCCAAGUUGAGUAUUGUUGAGAAACAUUUCUUUUUAGGCCAUUUGACAUUUCAAAUCAGUGAGCAUAUUCCUGUAAUGUUUAAAACAACUACAUGAGCUUGUGAUGGAAACUGUUUUCUUACUUUGUGGAAUAUAAUUCAUGUACAUAUAAUUACUUGAAUAUUCUUUUGAGAUCUCUAACAUGCUGAGGCAGUUCCCACUGAUACAAUAUAAUCUCAUUGAGGAGGCUUGAAACAUUAAUGGUUUAGUCUUGUGAAUUUUAACAGUUCUCUGUCAUCGUUUAACAAAACCAACAACUGGCACAACUUCUUAAGCUGUGGUUUCAGUCUCUGCUAGUUCAUACUGCAUGUUUAUUUUGGACAGUCUUUUGUUAAGCAUGGUGCUUGUACUGGUUUAAAUAAAAUGUUAACAUGAAAGGA
Molecule: messenger RNA, 4117 nt
Organism: Heterocephalus glaber (naked mole-rat)
Lineage: Eukaryota; Metazoa; Chordata; Mammalia; Rodentia; Bathyergidae
Source: RefSeq, a predicted model, not a curated record